AUGCGUGCCCACUACUUUGCCAUUGGCCUCUUGGGCCUUGCAACCCUCGUCAUCGCCGACAACUACUUCACAAUCGCCCUUCAUGCACCCAAGAAUCCCAUGCUUCACGGCAAACUCGUCAACGCUCGGGACAAAUCCUUCAUCGCGGGAGCUCCAACUCCGAGCACCCGCUGUGGCCUCGACGAUGCUGCUCAGUGCCCAACUGGCAACGUGACCCUCGUCACACGCGACAUGUCAUUUCUUGCCUCUGCGGUCCCCGGUGGGCAGUUCAUCUACAUUGCCCCAGACGGCUCCAUCAGCUACCCCAAUGCUCACUCGACACUCCGUCCUCCCGGCGCACAAGUCGGCGGCUUCUACUCACUUCUUGCAUCAUCUGAUCACAGCGAGUCAGUGGAUGUGCUCAACUGGCGGUCUACUAAAGACGGGACGUCUGGGUUGUGGGUGUGUGCCGUUGCUCCUGGGGCACCGAUAGCUUACCAGGCGGUGCUCAAAGCCUCGACUGGGCAGUUCAACGGGCUUGGAUGUCUUUCUGUUAACGGCAUCGUCAUUCAGGAAGCGGGGAGUUCCUUUGGCGCCUGGGAGUAUACGUGA
Molecule: messenger RNA, 591 nt
Organism: Trichoderma reesei QM6a
Lineage: Eukaryota; Fungi; Ascomycota; Sordariomycetes; Hypocreales; Hypocreaceae
Exons: 2
Coding region: 1-591 (196 amino acids)
Source: RefSeq, a predicted model, not a curated record